Messenger RNA from Brassica rapa (field mustard), 900 nucleotides. RefSeq lists its product as uncharacterized. NCBI's taxonomy places the organism in Eukaryota, Viridiplantae, Streptophyta, Magnoliopsida, Brassicales, Brassicaceae. The record is from RefSeq and is a predicted model, not a curated record. Gene Ontology annotation, molecular function: DNA binding.
CGAAGAACGAAGCGUCUCUACUAGGCUAGUCUCUACUCUCUCUGUCGCCGUUUCUCCUAAGACCGAAGAGUCUCCUCCGCAUGCUUGUCUCUAGGGUCGAUCUUGAUUUCUUAUAAAUAUGGGCACUGAAGAUUGCUUGAGUUCAUACUCUCAUCAAUCGAAAACCUCCUCAAAGAUGGAUUCUUCAGCAUCAGUUAAUCCAAAGAACAAUGGGAAAGACAAGGUCUCUGAUCAUGAAGAAACACAAGACGAGCUUCUCACUCCUGACAACAGAGGAAAGAGGAAGGCUUUUGCGAAUUCAAGUGGAGCUGCUUCUCAACCAACAAAGGAACCUAAGAUUUUGACCCCAAGGUCUCGUGUCUGGGAGCACUACACUCGGACUCAAGAAAAUCGAGACAGAUGCUUCUGUCACCACUGCAAAAAGAGAUUUACUUGUCCAUCAAAGUCUGGUACUUCGAACCUGGGAAAGCAUCUGACAACUUGCAAGCAGUAUCUGGCAUGGGAAGCGGCACGAAAGAAGAAUCAGUCAGAAAUUACCGAUGAUGGAGCAGUGAGGGAUACAAAAGUUUCUGAAGCUCAAUUCAGAGAGGCAACAAAUGAGAUGCUCGUGAUAGGGGAAAUGCCACUUUCAUUUGUUGAAAGUGUGGCUUGGAAGCACUUCUGCAACAAAGUGAUCGGUUUCAAGCCACACUCUAGGAGGACCGCAACAAGGGACAUUGUUGAACUGUAUGUCAGAAGGAAAGCGGCUUUGAAAGCUUGGUUCAAGGCUAAUAAGCAACGAGUCUCUCUUACAACUGACAUAUGGGUUGCUCAAACAAUAGGUACUGUUACUGGUUUAUUAAUUUUUUCAAUAUGUGAGCUUCUUCUACUUUACUAACUCGUUUUUGGAUAUGUAGGUGC